This is a messenger RNA of Chelonia mydas (Green sea turtle), 956 nucleotides long. Its product is annotated as arachidonate 12-lipoxygenase, 12R-type-like. The transcript is spliced from 2 exons. The record is from RefSeq and is a predicted model, not a curated record. Gene Ontology annotation, molecular function: protein binding. NCBI's taxonomy places the organism in Eukaryota, Metazoa, Chordata, Testudines, Cheloniidae. Bases 633 to 956 code for a protein of 107 amino acids.
CAGCGAGCCACCGAGGGAAGGGGAAUGUAGUGACUGCGGGCGGGGGCCUCAGGGAAAGGGCGGGGCUCGGGUGUUCCGUUUUGAACGAUUAGAAAGUUGUCAACCAAAUCCCCCAACCGAGAUUGGAGUCCCGUUGUGCCAAGCGCUGCCCAGAACCGCUCCCCCAACAGAGAUGAGGGAACCCAAGCGCCAGAUACUACCCAGACGCACCCCUCAACCGAGUUCCUGGCCCCCGUUGUGCCAGAUGCUGCCCAGACCCCCUGCACUUGUAAGAUUCUAUCGAUCUGCGGCAAGCCCUUCGCUCUGGAGCGCCCCAUGGAAGCUCUCUGGGCGCUGCCGUGUGCGACCCUCUGUGCUCGGGGCAUGGCCCUCAUCACGGGUGCAGCGAGGUGUGGGGUGGCUGGAAAGUGCAGGGCGGGGCUCAGCCCGGGGCGCUGCAUUCCCCGCCUCCUCCGCUCCCGCUUGGCCUCCGUCCCAAGCCAGCCGGUGAAUAAGCAGAGGUCACCCAGCCAGCUCCCCGCGACCGAGAACUCCCAGCUGCACCGUCGGGACGGGCUCCCCAGAUUAUCCGCCCCUUGGAGUCAGGAGCAACUUCAUUGCCUGGGGGCAGCCCGGCCCCCAGCCCAUCCCUGAUGGCCGUCUACAAAGUCCAGGUGUCCACAGGCCAGGGCGCCCUGGCUGGCACUUUUGACACCAUCUCCAUCACCCUGGCGGGCAUCGACGGGGAAAGCACCAAGCAUGUGCUGGACCAAUACGGGUUGGACUUUCAGUCAGGAUCAGUACGGGAGUACGAGGUGCCCAGUGAGCGAGCCCUGGGGCCGAUCGUACUGAUCCGGCUCCACAAGGAACCCUAUUCCGUUUUCCCCGAGAGCAUGUGGCACUGCAACACGGUCCGGGUGACGUCUCCCUCACGGAGGGAGGAGCAAGGGGUAGGCUGGCAGCAGAUGGUGCAGUAG